AUGGAGGCCAUCAAGAAGAAGAUGCAGAUGUUGAAGUUGGACAAGGAGAACGCCCUGGACAGGGCAGAGCAGGCAGAGGCUGAGCAGAAGCAGGCAGAGGAACGGAGCAAGCAGGUAACGUGGGUGCUGUCUGGGCAGUGGCUUCUCCCUGUGUUGGACCAUCCUGAGCCCCAAGACUCACCAGGAAUUUGGGGGAAAGGGAACCAGGGGGUGAGAGCUGCCACAGUCCCAGAGCUUGGGGACAGCCUGGAGGAUGAGCUGGCUGCCAUGCAGAAGAAGCUGAAGGGGACAGAGGAUGAGCUGGACAAAUAUUCUGAGGCCCUGAAAGAUGCCCAGGAGAAGCUGGAGCUGGCAGAGAAGAAGGCAGCAGAUGCUGAGGCAGAAGUGGCCUCUUUGAACCGCCGGAUCCAGCUGGUGGAGGAGGAAUUGGACCGAGCCCAGGAACGCCUUGCAACAGCUCUGCAGAAGCUGGAAGAGGCAGAGAAAGCUGCAGAUGAGAGUGAAAGAGGCAUGAAAGUCAUUGAAAACCGAGCUCUGAAGGAUGAGGAGAAGAUGGAACUGCAGGAAAUCCAGCUGAAGGAAGCCAAGCACAUUGCAGAGGAGGCAGAUAGGAAGUAUGAGGAGGUUGCUCGGAAGUUGGUGAUCAUCGAAGGGGAUCUGGAGAGGACUGAGGAGAGAGCUGAGCUGGCAGAGUCUAAAUGUUCCGAGCUGGAAGAAGAGCUGAAGAAUGUCACCAACAAUCUCAAGUCUCUUGAGGCUCAGGCUGAGAAGUAUUCCCAAAAAGAGGAUAAAUACGAAGAGGAGAUCAAGAUCCUGACUGACAAACUCAAAGAGGCUGAGACCAGGGCUGAGUUUGCUGAACGUUCCGUAGCCAAACUGGAGAAGACCAUUGAUGACUUGGAAGAUAAACUGAAAUCCACCAAAGAGGAGCAUCUCUGCACACAGAGGAUGCUGGAUCAGACCCUGCUGGACCUCAACGAGAUGUGAGG
Messenger RNA from Calypte anna (Anna's hummingbird), 989 nucleotides. RefSeq names its product tropomyosin 3 (gene TPM3). Gene Ontology annotation, cellular component: actin filament. The record is from RefSeq and is a predicted model, not a curated record. The transcript has 9 exons. Lineage: Eukaryota; Metazoa; Chordata; Aves; Apodiformes; Trochilidae. Gene Ontology annotation, biological process: muscle contraction; actin filament organization. The coding region runs from base 1 to 987 and encodes 328 amino acids. Gene Ontology annotation, molecular function: actin filament binding.